Molecule: messenger RNA, 2314 nt
Organism: Neurospora crassa OR74A
Lineage: Eukaryota; Fungi; Ascomycota; Sordariomycetes; Sordariales; Sordariaceae
Product: mitochondrial phosphate carrier protein 2
Exons: 2
Coding region: 765-1913 (382 amino acids)
Biological process (GO): mitochondrial phosphate ion transmembrane transport
Cellular component (GO): mitochondrial inner membrane
Molecular function (GO): phosphate transmembrane transporter activity
Source: RefSeq, a predicted model, not a curated record
AAAACAAUCCGACCUGCCUCGAGCCUGCCUCCAUUCAGAGAUACCUUCACCAUGUACCUUUAACACAACUCCAACGCUGCCGCAUGACUGGCCAGCUUCUUUCAAAUGGAUCCCGAUUGCCCGGUUUUGGACCUUGAUGGCUCAGCUGCCAUGAUUGACAGACAGGACCAGCAACGGAACUGAAGCAAGAUAUGGACGGAGCUUGCUUGCCUUUCCCAUCCGCGAGCCGGCCUACCCGGGACACACGGAGAAUAACAACCACUCUCCAGCGUGACGGGUUUGGAUUGUCAUUGGAGGUUCAGAUCAGACCUUCUGCUAUUUAACGGAUUUGAUUCCCUCGAUCCAAGUCUUGCUGGCCGUUUCCUAUCAUUGUCGCACAGUACCUUCCAUCAUUUUUUUUUCAUUUCUACGGUUCUCUUCACUCGUCGAUAUACCACGACUGGCACUGGGUCGCAAACAGGUCGUAUUUGUUUCGACUUUCGAGAGUUGUAAGUGUUUGUCUUUGCUCCAGUUCCGACACUCGGGUUGGCCAUCAUUUCCCGUGUGUCACGUUGGUCACUACCUAGCUCUCGGCUGUCUCACAAUGCUACCGUUGGGUUGUUCCUGUCAGCACUACGAAUCCUUCUCGGAACCAGCCCCUCAUUCGCCUCGCGAAGCUUCCCGAGUUGUCCUCUUUUGACUUUUCUGGCUGAUUUUCCAACAUCUUUCCAGAGACAUCAUCACCCGGACAGUUCGUCAGCAAUACCUAGAGCACAUUUGUCACAAUGCCGAGCGUAUACCCAGGACUCGAUAUCCUCCAGAACACGUUUGGUAGUUCAUACCAGCCCAAGUCCAAUGGCGCGACUCCUCUCCAGGCCCGCACCGAUCUUUAUCCCGCAUACUCGAUAGUCGACGAUGCGAAGAGCAAGGCAAAGAAGCUGAGCGCUGAAGCCGCUCACGAGUUUGACGUUGCCAGCCAAAAGGCCCAGGCCAAGACUGGACACAUUGAGCUGUACUCCUCCCAAUACUAUGCCGCAUGCACAUUCGGUGGCUUGAUGGCCUGUGGCGUCACUCACACUGCGGUAACACCGUUGGAUCUUGUCAAGACGAGACGCCAGAUCGACUCGAAGCUGUACAAGGGCAACUUCCAAGCUUGGGGUCACAUUCUCAGGCACGAAGGUGUUCGCGGCAUCUUCACCGGUUGGAGUCCGACCUUCUUCGGUUACUCGGCCCAGGGUGCGUUCAAGUAUGGCUGGUAUGAGUUUUUCAAGAAAAAGUAUUCGGACCUCGCUGGUCCCGAAAACGCGCACAAGUACAAGACAGCACUGUACCUGAGCGCGUCCGCCUCGGCAGAAUUCUUGGCCGAUAUUGCGCUCUGCCCCUUCGAGGCCAUCAAGGUCCGCAUGCAGGGUACCAUUCCGUCGCAGUACAAGGGCACCUUUGAUGGCUUCAGCCAGAUCACGGCCAAGGAAGGCUGGGGCGGUCUCUACAAGGGUCUCUACCCUCUCUGGGGUCGCCAAAUCCCUUACACCAUGAUGAAGUUCGCUUCGUUCGAGACCAUUGUUGAGAUGAUCUACGACCGUCUGCCCGGUGGCAAGAGCGACUACGGCAAGGCUGCCCAGACCGGAGUCUCCUUCGUUGCUGGUUAUGCUGCCGGUAUCCUCUGCGCCAUUGUGUCUCACCCCGCCGAUGUCAUGGUCAGCAAGCUCAACGCCUACCGCAAGCCCGGCGAGGGAAUGGGUGCUGUCACUUCGAGAAUCUACAAGGACAUUGGCUUCAAGGGUCUCUGGAACGGUCUGCCAGUGAGAAUUGUCAUGAUUGGUACCCUUACCGGUCUGCAGUGGAUGAUUUAUGACUACUUCAAGGUCUUCAUGGGUCUGCCUACCACUGGUGGUGCCGCACCCCCUGCGGAGAAGCCCGCGCAGCACUCUUGAGCUGUCAUGGAGAAUGAGUGAUGAUGGUGGAACGGAUCAGGGCAUCUUUAAUGUUGGAGUUUAGCCUGGAGUUACAGAUGCGUCUUGUGUGUUUUAUAUCCUAGCAGUUGGUUAAUGUAUUGUUGCGAAAAGCUGCCGUCCGAACACUAAUUUGCCCCUGAAUAUGUCAAGAGUGUUUGCUGUAUCUUUCUCAGUCCAUAUUGGUUGCUGUUCUUGAAACUGGAAGGAACGCACAUAGACUGGCUUAUCGAUCCCCGGCAAACUGGACCCAGCUUACAAGGGAAGUCAGGGAAGGAACCAGCCGAUUUAAUCCCACUCCGGCCCGCCGACAAUCAUAAUGGCGCAAUCACCAACUUCCACUGUCUCCUCUUUUCGUCCUCCUCUCGCUCUCUCAAACUCGA